CAUCUCUUGAUGAUACUAAUUCUAUAUAAAAAGGACUGAGGAGCUGCAAAGAAAAUCAUAACAUCUUUGCCUACCUGAGAGAACAGAACAUCAACAAGGUUUUUCAAGUCCACUUCUACUAGCAUCAUGUGGAAAGCUGCCGCUCUGGCUGUUGGUCUGUUAAUUGCACUGGUUGGCCCUUCCCAAGCCACAGAGGGGCACCCAAUCUACGGAGUGAAACUGUGUGGUCGGGAGUUCAUCAGGGCAGUCAUCUUCACCUGUGGAGGCUCACGUUGGAAGCGAUCUUUGGGCAUGCCAGGUGAGCUGGAAAACGAGCCUCUCUCCUCUCAUGACACUGAAAGCACAGACAGAUGGAUCUCUGACCCAGCCACUGGAGCUUACAAACAGCACUUAGAGGCCGAGGCUCCGGCUUGGCCUGGCCAGAGUGAGGAUGGAGGGGUGUUCAAUCGCCAGGCACGCUCCCUCAUCUCAGAAGAGGUGCUGGAAGCUCUGCGCACUUCAGAUAGGAAAGGGCGGGACGUUGUAGUAGGGCUGUCCAAUGCUUGUUGCAAAUGGGGAUGCAGCAAGAGUGAGAUCAGCUCACUCUGUUGAUGACAUUCUUCCAGCCCUUUCUCACCAUUUCCUUUUCUUUUGUCUCACAAAAAUAGCCCAAUGAAGUAUUGUAGACUGUUACAAGAUCAGAAGCCUGUGUUAUCUCAGAAAUGUCACCAACUUCUCUGAACCUUCUGUGAAAUUCUACAAUGAAUAUGCUAAUAAUCUGUAUUGUAUUACACUUGUCUCUAACUUAUUAAUAAAGACUUAAUUUAUGUUGACAUAA
This is a messenger RNA of Alosa alosa (allis shad), 817 nucleotides long. RefSeq names its product relaxin 3b (gene rln3b). Gene Ontology annotation, cellular component: extracellular region. Lineage: Eukaryota; Metazoa; Chordata; Actinopteri; Clupeiformes; Clupeidae. The transcript has 3 exons. The record is from RefSeq and is a predicted model, not a curated record. Bases 127 to 591 code for a protein of 154 amino acids. Gene Ontology annotation, molecular function: hormone activity.